AUGGGAACCAGUAAAACGCUUCUGAUCCAGCGAAUGGGGAUAGCCAGCGUGGACAGGAACCAGGAAGAUUGGUUUGACCCGGUCAUCCCACAACUUGUAGCCAUGGCCACCGUCGCUGCUGCCUCGUGCGCCUCUGCCGCCACCUGCUUCGUGCAGAAGUCUGUUUCCUCGAAGCAGAUUUCCGGCCGUGCUGCCGGUCUUCCUGCUCUUCGCAUGUCAAAGGUGACCUGCUCUGCUGAGAGGAAGGAGAGGAAGGCUGUCCUGUCUGCGGCUACCGUCGCUGCCUCGGUCUCUGCUGCCCUUCCGUCCCUGGCUGCCGUUGAGGAGAUUCUCGGUGGCGACGGCACCGGUCUCCCCCUUGGCCUCAACGAUGCUUCCCUUACCUGGGUUCUCCUCGGUGUCUUCACCACCAUCUGGGGUGCUUUCUAUCUGUAUGCCUCGUCGCUCCCCAAGACCGAUGAUGACUCUGGCCUUGGCUUGUAA
Molecule: messenger RNA, 483 nt
Organism: Closterium sp. Yama58-4
Lineage: Eukaryota; Viridiplantae; Streptophyta; Zygnematophyceae; Desmidiales; Closteriaceae
Source: the annotation of a GenBank genome assembly